ACUGAACCAAGACACCCAGCACCAUGGCGUUUGACGGCAACUGGAAGGUAGACCGCAGUGAGAACUAUGACAAGUUCAUGGAAGUUAUGGGGGUUAAUGUCGUGAAAAGGAAGUUGGCCGCCCAUGACAAUUUGAAGAUAACAAUUAAACAAGAGGGAAAUCACCUCUCCAUCAAAGAGUCCAGCACUUUCCGCACAAUAGAAAUCAAGUUCGAUCUGGGUGUCGAUUUCAACUACAGCCUGGCUGAUGGAACUGAGCUCAGUGGAUCUUGGAACAUGGAAGGCAACAAGCUUGUAGGAACAUUCAAAAGGGUUGACAAUGGAAACACGCUGAAGGCUUACAGAGAAAUCGUAGGCGAUGAACUGGUUCAGACUUACUUAUACGAAGGAGUGGAAGCCAAGAGGAUCUUCAAAAGGGCUUGAAUACAUCACUCCCUAGAUAGGAACCAAAAACCCAGGAUAAACGGCUGCCAUUUUCAUGUUUUCCACCAACUACAAAGCUAGGAAAUGAUCAGCACUUGUGCAACCACUAGUCAACUGUUUAGAUUUCCGGCCUCACCAAGUCAAAAGAAGCAAUAGUCAGAUUCGGACUAACAUGUUUUGCCUGCCCAAAUUCAUUUAGAUGUGGCCUUACGAGGAAACUAAAACUUUUGCCAUUUUUUUAAAAAUGGGAAAUAAAAAGUUUCUUCCUAAA
This is a messenger RNA of Ornithorhynchus anatinus (platypus), 693 nucleotides long. It is a transcript of the gene FABP2, whose product is annotated as fatty acid binding protein 2. Bases 24 to 422 code for a protein of 132 amino acids. Gene Ontology annotation, cellular component: cytosol; nucleus. The transcript is spliced from 4 exons. Gene Ontology annotation, molecular function: fatty acid binding. The record is from RefSeq and is a predicted model, not a curated record. NCBI's taxonomy places the organism in Eukaryota, Metazoa, Chordata, Mammalia, Monotremata, Ornithorhynchidae. Gene Ontology annotation, biological process: fatty acid transport.